Molecule: messenger RNA, 600 nt
Organism: Perkinsus marinus ATCC 50983
Lineage: Eukaryota; Perkinsozoa; Perkinsida; Perkinsidae
Exons: 1
Source: RefSeq, a predicted model, not a curated record
AUGAACAAUCGAGGCAAAGCCUCCAACUACCAGGAGGAGGAUGACGGUGGUGAUGUUGGUGAUGUUGGUGUUAGUGGUAUUAGUGGUGGUAGUGGUGGUAGUGGUGGCAAUGGUAGUAAUGGUAACAAUGAUGGUAAUGGUGGUGAUGAUGUCGAAGUACUCGCUAACGCUAUAUAUAGCGAUCAAGAUGACGACAGUGAGGAUGAUGACGAGUGGGAACCAGAAGACGAUGCCGCGUGGCUAAGUGGGCUCGAGGACACCAAACCAGUCCGCAACCAGACCGUCGUCCAUAACGUCAUCACAAAAUGCCGGGAGAUGCUAAAGAUGUUGAAGUUCUCCGGGAAGGCAGCUCGCAUCAUGGAGGAUGUCCGCAGCAACAUCCCUGAUGAAGAGAAAGCUAACCUAAACUACACAAUAGAUACGCCUACCCACUGGAACUCAACAGUGGUAAUGUUAGAGAUGGUGCUUAAGAACGAGGCCAGCUUCGACCAGUUCCAAGCCAAAGUCAAAGCUGACAAACUUCAAGGCCAAAUAUGGAAAACAGUAUGCAACUACGGAUUCGCCACGAAAGAUUAUGAAAACAUGCGAGACAUCGUCAAG